Molecule: messenger RNA, 2748 nt
Organism: Polistes canadensis
Lineage: Eukaryota; Metazoa; Arthropoda; Insecta; Hymenoptera; Vespidae
Gene: sm
Product: heterogeneous nuclear ribonucleoprotein L-like
Exons: 5
Coding region: 321-1028 (235 amino acids)
Biological process (GO): regulation of RNA splicing
Cellular component (GO): nucleus
Molecular function (GO): mRNA binding
Source: RefSeq, a predicted model, not a curated record
GGUUAAAAAGGGAUAGAAACAACGACCUUCUUUUCUACGACCUACGACAUCUACGCGGUUAUGUGCAUCCUCGAUGGCAAUACACAUCGUCGAAACACAAUGGCGGAUCUACACCACAAGUGACAUUCCCACCCGGUGCUGGCCACGACCGUUACGAGGAAACCUUCAAUGGCCCAGCAACUUAUGCAGAACCGUAUGUUGAACGUUAUGGGCUUAAAAGUGAGUUCAGUGGUCGAGAACCAUUACAUCCUACACCACCUCGGCCUGGUUACGUACCCACUUUAGGACAAACCCCACCAUCCAGCACGCAAGGAUCUGUAAUGAUGGUCUAUGGGUUACAACCGGACAAGGUCAACACAGAUAAAUUAUUCAAUUUAUUCUGUCUUUAUGGAAAUGUUACAAAGGUAAAGUUUUUAAAAACAAAAGAGGGAUGUGCCAUGAUACAAAUGGGCGACAGUAUAGCUGUGGAAAGAUGUCUACAAAACUUAAACAAUGUGACGAUUGGUACGGACGGUAGACUGCAACUUGGAUUUUCUAAACAAGCUUUUCUUUCGGACGUAACUAAUCCAUACAUAUUGCCAGACAAAACGGCUAGUUUUAAAGAUUUUACAGGAAGCAAAAACAACAGGUUUUUAAAUCCAGCGAUGGCCAAUAAGAACAGAAUACAGCCACCUUCAAAGAUAGUCCACUUUUUCAACACGCCACCAGAUUUAACGGAGGAAACGGUUAAUCGCGUUUUCGUUGAGCGUGGCAUCGAGGCACCAACGACAGUGAAAUUGUUUCCACUUAAAUCAGAACGAUCCUCUUCAGGCCUAAUCGAGUUCAGUAGCGUCGGUAUAGCAGUAGCUGCAAUUAUGGAAUGUAACCAUACAGCAUUAGAAAAUAGCAACGGCAAAUUUCCUUACAUCAUGAAGCUGUGCUUUUCUUCCUCUCGCACUAUACCCACCAGUUUCCCACCAAGCAGUGGCAGCGUUUCGAGCAAUUCUGCCGGAAAUGGCCACGUCAAAAUGCAGCAGGACUCGGAAUAGAACGGCGAGGUCCAGGGCCAGCAGCGUCAGCGCCAGCGCCAGCGCCCCUCUCUCGCCCUGCACCCGUUGUGUGCCCCCGUUGCGACGAGCACGGCCCUGCACCCAGCCACAGCGAUCACCCUAUCCCCGGUUUUGCCACCACCGCCGGUUCCUCCUCCUUUGCCACCUGCUUGUCUCCUAAUAGCAACACCAACCUUAUAUCCAACUGUACCACCUCCCCCACCACCUCCUCUGCCGACCUUCUGGCCCUACUGAGAAUCACUAAGGACGUCUCAGCUAGCUAGCUAGUUUACGGAAAUCUAAUCCGUGAUGUUCUCGUUCUUGGAAUCAUCAUCAUAGUCAUCUUCAUCAGCUCGUAAGAUGCCUACCCCUUCGGUAGUAGAAGCUUAUUAAGUUCGAUCGGGGACGAGAUCAAAGCGGAACUUCGGACAGUAGGAGAAAUAGGAGGAUGAACAGGAGGAUCAAGGGAUGACAAGAAGGAGGAGGAGGAGGAGAGACAGUGUGAAAAGAUCGGCGCGUGUCUACGGACGAACAAGGGGUAGCUGGUUGGUUGCAUCAUGAAAACAAACAAAAGGAUAACGAGCAGACGCGUGUGUGUGUGUACGUGCGUACUUGUUGAUACAUAAUCGGCGUACCGUAAAAGCCUCCUGUGUGUUGUUGAUGUCUCCUCGAAGCCACGUUUGUUGUAUUCUAUCGAUGAUACAUACAUAUAAAUAUGGAUAUACUUAUGAAUACAUAUAUGUAUAUAUAUAUAUUUAUAUAUGUAUCUUCUACUGAUGAAAAUGUGGCCAGCUAUACAGAAAAAUUACAAGAAAAAAAAGAAAGAAAGAAAGAGAAGAAAAAAGACGAAACGAAAUAAUCCGGGAGGCCUGCACGCGGACCAAAAACCAAAUUCAAUCCAAUUAAUUUUAUCUUUUUUUUUUUUUUGUCUUUUUCAUUUUAAUCUCAGUUUGAAAUUUUCCCACUAUUCCUUAUAUCAUUUCUCUUAUCAUCGCUCGCGAAUUACAUAUCAAAGAGGAAGCUAGGAGAUGUAAUAUAGGAUCGCGAGAAAUAAUGCGAAAAAAGACGCCGCGACGCUUCGUGUUGUUUAGGUUGUGCAGCGGCCCCUCACGAUGGAACGUUUUAUUCCUACGUUUCACAUCGAAGAGUUAACGCAACAUCAUCAACAACAACGACGACCAGAACAACAACAACAACAACAACAACGUCUACUACAAUAACAAGAUAUCUCGCACGCGUACUGUUUUAAUUCAUGACUCCUACACCAUCAUAACUAAUACCACACCACCGUCACCACACCACCACCACCACCACCACCACCACCACCACCACCACCACUACUACCACCACCACACCACCACCAAUCAACUCCUAUCCAUCGCCCACCGAAAGUUAACUGAUUUUGCUGCUGAAUAAUCGUUCCUCAAUGACCGUUACAAAAUAUUUAUGGGAUCCAAUAAGUCCGAGAUUAAUUUCUCCCCCCCCGUUGACCACUGUGUAACAAUGGGAUACAAUUAUUAAAUUGAACGUUUGAAAAAAGAAGGAAGUAAAGAAUAAGAAAUGUACGGAUAAUAUAAAAGAUAGGAAAAAAAGAAAGUGAGAGAAAGAAAAAAUGAGAAAAAGAAAGAAAAAGUGCAUAUGAGUGUGCGUGUGCAUUAGCAAGUUGAUUGAUUGAUCGAAUGAGUGGGAUAUGUGAAUGAUUAAAUGAAUGAGUGAGAAA